CUGCGCAUAAAUGGAUUAAAAAGUUGCAUUCUCAUAAGAUCCAAAUGACUUGGUGGAAUACAUUUUCAAGCUAGGAGUUUGGAUCCUCUAUGGCAUGACGAGUGAAGCUUAAAAAUUGGACCAAAGGUGCUGAAAAGCUCAGAAAUUUAGAUUGUGCUUGCGAAAAAUAUAUUCUGCAUGAUCCCACUGACUGUUGAUGAGAUACUUUCAAAGCUACUGACAGGCACUAUAUAUGGAAAUGACAUAUAUAUAUAUUUUUCAAACUUCAUAGAACAUCACCCUUCACCUCUAAAUAGAAGUUCAGUUUUUAUGCAUGAUUGAAUAAAUCAUUGCUCGUUCUUCUGUGUCCAUGCUUUAUGAUUUACUAACUGGUUUUCUAUUUCUCAUCUAGAUAUAUAUCUGUUAGGAACAGUGAUGUUAGUCUUUGGCAUGGGUCUCUAUGAGCUCUUCAUCAGCAACCUUGACAAGUCAAAAUCAAUGUCAGAGGAAAGAACUCCAUAUAGAUCAAAUCUUUUCGGGAUAUUCACUCUAAAGGAACGGCCAAAAUGGUUGGAGAUAAAAACUGUUAGUGGGUUGAAGACCAAAAUUGGUCAUGUAAUCGUAAUGCUUCUUCUCAUUGGUUUGUUCGAGAAGAGUAAGAAGGCUGUUAUACACACACCAUUAGAUCUGCUUUGCUUCUCAGCUUCAGUGUUGCUUUGCUCUGGCUGCCUGUUUCUGCUUUCUAGACUCACCGAGGAGAAUUGAUCAGUUUACAGUUUUGUACAGUCCAAAAUAUUUUAGUAGACUGGUGUGGGGAAAUCUUGCCUGAGCUUAACAUGUAUUUUUUCAUGUCCACAUGCAUAUGUACAGUAUGUGUGCAACUGAGGAGUGAUAUAAAAUAACAAUCUCCUGCUUAAUUUUUCUCCAUUUUUUUGGGUUCCUGUUCAGUUUAUUCUAGUCUGAAUUUAUGAUUCAGAGCCUGUAUAAUCUUGUAAAGACUUGCUUCCUUGUCUUUGGCAGACUUUGUAUCCUUAACCAUACAAACAGGACUUUUUCUCCUUGCACUUA
Nicotiana tabacum (common tobacco) is the source of this 1047-nucleotide messenger RNA. Lineage: Eukaryota; Viridiplantae; Streptophyta; Magnoliopsida; Solanales; Solanaceae. The record is from RefSeq and is a predicted model, not a curated record.